This is a messenger RNA of Acanthaster planci (crown-of-thorns starfish), 6496 nucleotides long. RefSeq names its product TPR repeat-containing protein DDB_G0287407-like. Gene Ontology annotation, molecular function: protein binding. Lineage: Eukaryota; Metazoa; Echinodermata; Asteroidea; Valvatida; Acanthasteridae. The record is from RefSeq and is a predicted model, not a curated record. Gene Ontology annotation, cellular component: Cul4-RING E3 ubiquitin ligase complex.
UCAGAUGGAAAUCAUUCAGUUACCUCCAUGUUUCUAAAAAUUUCAAACACGUCGCGGAAAGACUAAAUUACUUAUUCUAAACUAAGAAUAUCGGUAAUUUCUGACAUUAAGAACGCGUGAGCGAAAUUUCAGCUACCUUCAUCAGUCUCUUUUAGGCAUCCCAACAUGGCCAAAGUGUCCCACAAUGUGCAGCAGCGGCGUAUUGCCCGGAUUUUCUGGAGCUCCCCGUUUGGCGGUCUGGAAGAAGAAAGGGAGCUGCUGACCAAGAAAUACUGGCCACAGCUUGCUCACAUGUGUCAGAAGGCUGGCUAUGAGUAUGCUCCAGUUGACAUGAGAUGGGGCAUCACAUCGGAUCACUCAAAGCAAGCACUGACCAUAGAGAUUUGCCUUCGAGAGUUGGACCGUUCCGACAUGAUUGUUGGCUUUUUUGGCCAGAGGUACGGUUGGCACGGAAGCAAAGAUGAGAUGUUGCAGAAGACGUUUGACUAUGCUGUUUCUCGAUUUCCUUUCAUUGACAACUUCCGAGAUCGCUCGGUCACAGAGCUGGAGUUCCUUCACGGACACCUCAACAAACCUGGCGCCCGGGCAGCAAGUUUUUUCUUCCGAGAUAAGGCGUAUGAUGAUCAGAAACUGAAGGAAUAUGAGGCAGCUGGAGACGAGGGAAGUGCUCGCAAGUUUCGCCCAACCACCGACGGCCCUAAUGCUGCCCAGCAUUUGGAUGACCUGAAGCGUAGGGUCAUGGCCACAGAAGACAAAUGCCUUACCAUUCAUCCUAAUUAUGCCACACCAAGCGAGGGCGCCCGAAUGAUGUUCGAAACGGUCCACAGCUUCUUGGAGACGUUCCUGAAACCUCAGAAAGCCCUCUCCAGACUGGAGGCAGAGCGGCUGGAGCACCAUGCCUUUCUCCUUCAGAAGCUGGGAAUGGGGGGCAUGUACAUCGGAGGGGAGAAGUACCUGGAGACAGUGGACAACCACGUCUUGAAAGGCAGAAGUGGCUACAUAGACAAACAUUUACUGAUCAUUGGCGACCCAGGGAGUGGAAAGACCUGCUUGCUGGGUAACUGGCUCAUCAGACACCAGGAACGUUUCCCAGAGGAUGUCGUCGCAUAUCACGUGGUUGGAUGCUCCAGCAGCAGCACAAGCGUGAAAAACUUACUACAGAGGUUAUGCAAUGAUGUUGAAGACGCACUCUUUGAUUUCGAUGAUGUCCCCAUAUCAGGGAGGGUGUAUGCAGCUUUAAAAAAGGAAGAAAUCCGCGACCUUCGGCAAACAUUAAACGUCUUGGUUUCCAAGGCAACCAAGCGAAACAUGAGGGUGGUGUUCGUCGUUGAUGCACUUGACAUGAUAGAGAAAGCUGGAAAAACCAUGAAGACGCUUUACUGGCUGCCCAAGUUGCUGCCUGAUGCUGCUCACCUCAUCCUGUCCACUGUCUCUUCGGACACUGCCAACAUCCAGGAGCUGGUCGAGCAGAGAGGGUUCAACCAGCUGGAGAUGGUUCCGCUGAGUGAAGAUCUUCAGUCAGAGAUCACCAAGGCAAUGUUGAUUGUGAGAGGCAAGGAGCUGUCAUCCAAGCAGCAUGAGCGGGUCAUCAGCUGCAAGCUGACAGAGAACCCACUCUAUCUCAUGAUUCUGCUGAAGGAGCUGUGCAGUUUUGGCAGUUUCUUUGAGCUUGAUGACUAUAUUGACUCUCUCCUUGCUGCCAAGAGCGUCAAAGAUCUGUUUGUUAAGUUUUUGAAACGGCUGGAGAAGGAUUAUAAUGCUGCGGAGAAGCAAGACCUUGUGAAGGAGGUGAUGUGUUGCCUUCUUGUUGCCAGGCGUGGCUUGUCGGAAGGAGAGAUCAAGAGAAUUUUGGGAGUGUCUGAUCAAGUGUGGUCGACACUGUAUUUUGCUAUGAACGAAUUUGUGAUUGAGAGAUCGGGUUUGUACGUGUUAGCUUACAGUGAAUUAGCUGAGGCAGUGAGACAGCAUUUCUGCACUGAUUGCGAGCAAGAAAAACGGUUUAGUAGGCUUGUGGCUGACCAUUUCUUGGAUGCAUUUAAGGCCUUGAGCCCACGAUACCACAUCCAGAUACCUGACAGAAUCUUGAACGAGUUGCCAUGGUUACUGUACAAACUUGGCGCCAACGAUCAGCUCCAGCAGUGCCUGCUGAAUCUGGCCAUGUUCAGAGCUCUCUUCAGAGACCAGCACAAGUAUGACUUGGUAGAUUACUGGAACAGCACAGGUGCAUCGGGGCUCGAGAUCCAGCAGAUGUACAUGAAAGCCCUUGAUGAACAGGUAGCACUGCUGUAUACAGAUAGUACCAAGGAAACCGGUAACCCACCUGAGCCUUCCCCUGGCAAACAGCUGGUCUCUUUGGUGGGCAACAUCAGUGAUUUCCUGGAGGAGUCAGGGUAUCGGACCAUCCUAGAGCCACUGCUGCAACGGGCCAUUAGGAUGCUUCCUUUACAAGAUGAUAUACUGAGCGCCAGCCCUGACGAUAUCUCAAAGUAUUUGUUUUGCCAUAACCAUCUGGCUCGCUUCUACGCUGACGUUGAUAGAUUUGAGGAUGCCCUGGCUAUUCAUGAAAGACUGCUUGCUCUCAAAGAAAAACCGGAGAGUGGUGUCAGCUCCUCAGAGAAAGCAGUUACUGUAAACAACAUGGGCUUUGUACACCUCAAACUUGGUAACAAUGACAAAGCAUUGGACUUCUUCCAGCAAGCUUUGACCUUGCACAAGGAAUGCCUUAAUGGUGAUGACAUUCACGAGGUCAUAGCCACUGCUACCAACAACGUUGGCUCUGUUUUAGCAGUAAUGGGCCAUUAUGAUGAAGCUGCAGAAGUUCUCCAAAGAUCACUUGAAAUCUAUGAGGAACUCUACUUUGAUAGUCUCCCUCCGGAUGUCGGUGGAACCCUGCUUAACUUGGCCAAGUGUCACGUCCGAAAUCCAAACAAAACACCUGAGGAAGUGCAGGCGACAUAUCAGAGAGCCAUAGAGAUUCGAGCCAAUGCCUAUGGUCGCAACCAUCCGGAGGUAGCUCAGGUGUUGACAACGUACGGCUCAUACAUGCUGCGUCUUAAGCAGGUCGAUGAAGCACUAGAUAUGUACUUAGAAGCCCUGGACAUUUACACAGCUGCAUAUGGGCCAGAGGGAUCAGAAACUACCAUGGUGCAGGAGAAUGUGGCUCUAGCAUACAUCGUUAAAGAUCAGUAUGAAAAGGCUAUUCCUUACUUCAACGCGGCGGGUGAGACACUAUACAAACUGGGCCUGAUGGAUCGUUCCCUGGAAUCCCUAAACACAUCCAUGCUGCAGUACUAUGUGAAGCAAGGCCGGUUAGCAGAUGCCCAUCAUGUCCUGGAGCGGGUCAUCACGGCCCAGUUUGUCACCGAGGACAUGUUCGUCACGCUGGACCAGCUGGACGAACGUCUUCUCGGAGACCAGAGACCAAACAGACCCUUCCAGCACACCCUGGACUACGCUCUUCAAAAAUUUCCCAGCAGCAUGCGUGUCUUGGGUAGAAAGCUUGUACUCUUGGCAAGAGAGGGUGGGGCAGAGGCCCUGCUGGACAUCAUCAGGAAGAACCCAGAUGGGAAAGAUCCGCAGCUGUACAUGUACGCCUACAAGACAUUCGUGGAGAAUGGCCACCGAGACGAAGGUCAGAAGAUACUACUGGCUGCUGCUGAGCUGUUCCCCGAUGAUGUGAUCAUACUCGAAAAUCUGGCCAAGUGUCAUGGGUUUUACAAGCGUUACCCUGAAGCCGUGGCGGUCAUGCAGCAGCUUUUAGCUAUCCAACCUGGAGACAUGGAUCUGAUGAUCCUGGGAGCCAACUUGCUCGCCAUGAACAGCCAGCUGCAGGAAUCUAGGGAGAAGUUGCUAGCAGCACGACAAGUUGCUGCCGAGAACGAGGACCAAGGAAAUGUGGAUAGGGUAACAUCCAUUUUGAAGAAUAUUGAUGAAAUUAUUGCUUCGCAAUGUAACACAUAGUUUCUCUGUUUAGUGCCCCAGUUGUCAAAUGCUGAGAAAGGUACGAGUCAGGUGAGUGUAAUUAGAUACAUCAGUCUAGAUUUAGAGAUGUUGUGCGUUAGAACUUCAGUCAAAACUGUUGAUUUUAUGGCAGUAUUUCAACACUGGAGAAAUGAAGAAGUGCACCUUUUUUUAGAUGAAUUGAGCUUGCAGUAAAUUUACAUCACAGUGUAAAGUUUAUUAGACAUGGCUGUGUUGUAUUGAUUUUGAUUAAAUAUUUUGUAGAAAUUACUCAGGUUCUUUUUAAUAUUUAAUUCUCUUGCAUCUCAAAUUCUGCUGCAUUAUGUUGAUUUGAAAUUCCGACAAAAUCUGUUGAAAGAUACAAAUCACAUUGCAACAUUGAUUCAGUUCAUUCAAUUUGGAUUGAUAAACAUUCCAGUUGUUGCUGGUAUUUAGCGUGAUACUGACUUGGUUAAAACCAGCCAGUAGCAUAUUCCGACCAGGUAUCAGUGAUGAAGAAUUUUGCUGCUUCUUGCUUUUCUCAGUAUAAAUUCUUGUCUUUUUCCCCACAUGUGGGUUCAGUUUGAACUCCAGUUACUGUAUUGUUAGUAUGCAGCAUAGAGUGUACAUUGCCUUGUCAAGAGAAAUUACAUGUCAAACACAAAUUCAGACAUUGUCAAAUGUUUGCUGCAGGAGCAAGGGUCAAAUUUGCCGUUGAACUGUGAAUGCCCAAGCACUGGAUCACGUGGGCACACUCUAUUUUCAGCAUGUUCAAAAUAAAAUGACAAUGAAGAACAAGAAAUCCCCAGAGAAUGCACAGCUGAAUGCAGGAUUUUUGCUUUUAGCCAAGCUCCGUUCCUAUGGAGUUUUGAGGUUUAACGACCAUUUUCUCGAGCCCAACCCUGGCUUUGUUAAAGGCUCUUGCAGCUCAGUGGAGAUUAUGAGUACACACUGACACAAUAACCGAGACCCCUCCAACCAUUAAUCAUUGUCAAAUCUCAUUUAUUAAACGCCGUUCCGUGUGGGUGUUGAUUUUACAAAGGGUAAUACCCAAGGAAACAAGAACAGCCCUAAAGGGUGACCCAAAUUUGCCCCUGUCAGAGCGUUUCAAAGGACCCUUUUUCCCUGGCCUAAAUCUCAGCUCAGGCCUGCCACGGUUUUUGAUGGAGUGGAUGUGCAUCACACAAUGGAAUCGAAAGUGUCUGGCGGGUAGCUUAGCAACCGUGUGUAAUGAGAAGUUCACCAGUAAUGGUGGUUCGUCGAUUGCUAUCUGUAAUAUCAAACAUGGCUCUCGCGGUGCAGAAGAGAGGGGCGAGAUCUAGUGGUGGGGGACCCAAUGUCUUUCUUUAUGUGCUUGUGUGUGGCUGGGUAAUUACUAUGUUUUGGGGACACAGUCGAGUCUUAGUUGUGGGGUAAAAAUAUUUCCAAUAAUACUUUUUGUCCUCACAACACCCACAUUUAAACAUGGGAGUAGUCCCCACAAUACAGAACAAGCAUGUACAGUAUGUGUCUUUAAAGGAACCAUGUAAUAGGAUUUUUAGGACUUUAAUACAUAAAGAACAACUUUAUUUAUAUUUACUAUGACUUUCUACCUCUUUUGUAGCAGUAAUGGGGGAAAUUUUUAACAUUUAGGUUGAGAUUUCCAUAUUCAUGAGCCAAUGCGUGAUGAAGGUAGAACCAUGGACAGAAGUGUCUCGCAAGCUUUGUCUAAUGAUAAUGUGAAUCACACUUUUCUACAUUUUCUUGGAGUAGAUUCCACUUCAUGCUUGGUUUCAUAUUAAACAGCGUGUUUGAACAAUAGUAGUGUCCACUAAUUCUUCAAAGUACUGUUGGUAGGUGAUUUUAAAGGAUUGUUUUUUGUACUGUUCGUAUGGGGUUUUUUUGACAAGGAGUGCUUUGUAUGGCAACACCAAAAUAGCACCCUCUUAAAUAAGUUAACAAGUAUUUUCUAUGAAUUCAAAAACUGCCAUCUUCUUUCUCUUCCAAUGAAAACGAGUAUCUAUAUCUUGUUUGUAUUGUAAUACAGAGUAAUAAGCAUGAAAACAAGUCGAGAUGAAUAUCUACAUAUUUUUUCUCUUUAAAUAUAUAACUUAAAAUAGGCUAACAUGGUUUCGUCAACUUGUAUUAGGUUAUUUUGUAUACAUUGCAUUUGUAUCGUUGAGAAACACAAAAAGCAAGAAGAGAAGGCACAUGAAAUAAUUUCAUUGGUUCAAGCAUGUUUGCUAUGUGUAAGCAUGUAGAUUAUGAUGUGCAAUAUGUGUCAUAUUUCUGAAUAUUGUUUUGACAUAUUGUGAAUGUCAAGCAUCACAGUUUUACCUUUGACUGUAUUGUAUACAUGAAUAUAUUUGACCGUUUCAAUUUACCUGUAGGAGUUUGAAAGAAAUCGUUUAAUACAUCUGAAAAUGUGUCAUCUGAAAUGAUCAGAAAUAUCAAGUAUUUUGAUAUGUAUUAAGUGCCUAUUAUAACUUAAUACUACUACUGAUAAUAAUUUAUUCAUUUAUAAAGCGCAAAUUUCAUAUAGAUAUGUUCAAAUGCGCAGUACAAUGAAGACAUUAAG